This is a messenger RNA of Penicillium brasilianum, 695 nucleotides long. Lineage: Eukaryota; Fungi; Ascomycota; Eurotiomycetes; Eurotiales; Aspergillaceae. The record is from the annotation of a GenBank genome assembly.
ACCCAGCAAUCUCUCUCCCGAAUAACCUCAGCUCCCAAUGAUCCACCCCCCGAGUCCGAGCCCCAGAUAUUUUGACGAGGGUAACCACCUAUCGAAAAGAAAAGGUGCUGCUUAUGACGAUCAUGACGCGUAUCCAGCGUGUAUACCGCUUUGGGAGGAUAUGCAUCCUCGGCCAGUGGUUCUUCACCUUCUGGGUGUUCGGCGUAACAGCCACGUCCCUCCAUCUCUCAGAUGGUCUGCAAUUUAUUGUGCCAAUGCUUGGGUAUAUUGUAUCCGUUGCCGCUAUCCACGUCGUUGUGACUUACUUUUCCGUCAAGGCUAAGACCGCAAAACCUGCUUCACCAACGGAUCCUCGACCGUCUCUUUGGUAUAUACUCACGUACUCUGUGUCAUCUCUUAUGUGGUUCACCACUAUGGCCUGCGUGGUCCUUGUACUAGUCAGAACCAUGCCCUUCGCCGACGAAAAAGACAAGGAAGGAGGUCUGCGAAAGUGCCACAGCAAAUACAAGACUUACAAAUGCUACUAUUCUACGAACAAUGCGCAAGUGAACACCCUUGCAAAGAUCAACACGGCAGCCACUAGUUUUAUAAUAAUAUUUGUAGUAGCUCACUGGUUUGAGAUAUCUAAGCUUUGGUGGCAGAAAUUCACACCAGAAGAGAUCGGGGAAGCCUAUGAUUUGAAUGGAAGGUCAUAA